ACUGCAAAGUGCUCAUGAAUCCAAAUUUGUCACUAUAAAAGGAGCUGAAAAUCACUGCUUGUUGCUGAUAUUUUGGAAGUUGACAAUAAUCACAAGGAUCUGUCUUUCCAAAGUUCUUUCUCAGAGGAAGGAAUGUAUUGUACAAGUUCUUGAAUUCUGGCUUUUUUGAAGACAUCUUUUGAAUGUUUAAAUUUUAAUGUAUCUUCUAUUACUUAACUGUACUACUGUUUUGUGUGUUUUUUUAACGAAGCCAUUUUGUGUGAUGAUUUCGUCUUUUAAAAGUGUCCGUCGUCAUGAAACUUUAAGUUAUAGUAGACAACUUUUACUUUGAGAGGUUGACAAGAUCGUUGCUAUUUUUGUGCGAGGAUUACGUUUUGUGGUACUGUCGAGAGACUGAGCUCUAGAGACUAGACCAGACCACCACUACAUGUAGGUACUGCAAUAUUUCACAAUACCUUCAAUCUCACAAAAUCAACGAUGAAUGACGCAAAGAAGACGGACAGACCGGCAGGGGACACUACCUUAAUGAAACUACGUAAAACCAUCUCCAAGUUCUCUCCUUUCAAGCGUAGAAGAGCUCAGAGUCUUGUUAAAGAAACAGUUUCAAAGGCACCUGCUGAUGAUGCAAGUGCAGCAGGCCAUGGUGAAACUCUCCCUCGCAUUGUCCUGGACGACGUUGUGAUAAAGAAUUGGUGCGAUAUAGCCAUCUUGGAUACUGAUUUUUCGAAAAGUGCAGAGAAAUCUACGUCACUGCCGUCUAUCAUUGAGAAAAAAGGAAAAGGGGGAUCACACCUCAUUAGGCCAUCAGUGUCUGGGAGCAGUUCACCCCACCAUGUUACCCCGUUCUCACCUUCCCGCACCCCGCGGUUCCCCAAACACAAGCCAUCUCCAAUGGACAGCACCUAUGCAGAUCUGGCUCAACAGGUGCUCAAGGAAUCGCGCACAGACGAAUCCCGUAGCGCAAACUAUGAGUUUCCUGAGGAGAUCCCAAUUGAGAACAUUGAGGAGAAGAACACGAGGGUUCAGAAAGUCGUCAGUUAUGCUAGCGCCCUUAAGCUGCGGUCGGCGCACACAAGCCCAGAGAGGGCUUCCGGUGCCGGCACCCCUUCCAAAACCGCCUUGCCGUCUCAUUCUAAGAACUUUGAGAUGGAUGAUGAUGCCGAGGAUGAUAUCUCCCAGCUCAAAGACACCAUCAGCACCGAUGAACUACAGGACUCGUUCAGUCACAUGACAUCGCAGCUCAGUCUGGAGUAUCAACGUGUAUCGAUCAGUGGGGAGGACAUGAGUGGGGUUCCCCCGGAAGAUCUCCACCACGCCUCUCUGUCGUUGGUUGAAGCGUUGUUGAUCCGUGAGAAGUACAUGGAUCUUGCCUCGCAGUCGUUCCCGAGGACUACGACAUACUUCUUGAGACAAGUAGACCGCAAGCCAUUGAAUCUCGAUGAAUCAAGCUCUAUUGAAGAUGUACAUAAUCACCCAAUCAACGCUCCUUCAAAGUCGGAUCCCUUUGAGAUGGAGCUACCUGAUGCGAUCAGCUGUGAGUUGAAGCAGAUAGAAGGUGUGAUGAGAGUCUUUGAGAAUCAGGAGAAACUGGAUAAGAAUGAACCGAUUGAGUUAGCCUACCCGGACAGGUCCACGUUCCUCGUUGAUAGUUACAAAAUGCUGGCCCUCAUUGCUAACGGCCCCAUUAAAUCCUUCUCCUAUCGCCGGCUGUCCUACCUAUCGUCCAAGUUCCACCUUCACAAUCUUCUGAAUGAGAUGAAAGAACUAGCUGCACAGAAGAGUGUGCCCCACAGGGACUUCUAUAAUCUCAGAAAGGUUGAUACUCACGUCCACGCAGCGUCGUGUAUGAAUCAGAAACAUCUCCUUCGAUUCAUCAAGAAGAAGAUGAAGACGGAGGCAUCAAGAGAAGUCUACUUUGACAAGAAACUUGGAAGGGUUUUGACUCUUAAAGAGGUGUUUGACAGUAUGAACCUCAAUGCAUAUGAUAUGAAUGUAGACAUGCUGGAUGUCCAUGCUGACCGCAAUACGUUCCAUCGAUUUGACAAGUUCAAUUCCAAGUACAACCCGAUCGGAGAGAGCAAGCUGAGAGAGAUCUUCAUCAAGACAGAUAACUUCAUCGAAGGAGAAUACUUCGCUCAGCUUAUCAAGGAGGUUGCAGCAGAUUUGGAGGAAUCUAAGUACCAGAAUGCCGAGUACAGACUCUCUAUCUAUGGUCGCAACCGCAAUGAAUGGGACAACCUAGCCAAGUGGGCUGUCAAGCACCACGUCUACUCAGACAAUAUCCGAUGGCUCAUACAGGUUCCUAGACUAUAUGACGUGUACAAGUCUAAUAAGUUGGUGUCUAACUUUGGUGAUCUGCUGUCCAACCUGUUCGGACCUCUCUUUGAAGUGACCCGGGAUCCAAGCUCUCAUCCAGACCUUUAUAAGUUCCUUAAAUAUGUUUCAGGAUUUGACAGCGUAGACGAUGAAUCCAAGCCGGAAGACCUGGUCUUCUCAGCGGAUAGCCCGGAACCUGAGAACUGGAGCGGUAACGACAAUCCACCAUACAGCUACUACCUGUACUACAUGUACUCUAACAUUGUAGUGCUCAAUAACUUCCGAAGGUAAGGCCACUUUGCUCUCUUCACACAAAUUGAAAUAUGAUGAUGUAUAUGUGUAUAAACAUAGUUUUCUGCAUCGAUCAUGGUAAAACAGAUGUGUUUUGAUCACUUUUGAUUUUUUUUCUGAUAUUACAGGCAUAGCCCUUUGUUAAAAAAGCGUCUAUGAAAUUUCAAAACAAAUUAACGUACCAGAAUGGUUGUGUAGCAACAGAAUGUAAAAUUAUGCUUCUGAUGUGACUAAUACCACAUCAGAGGAAAUAAAAAGGGACAGAUAGCUGGAAAGU
This is a messenger RNA of Lytechinus pictus (painted urchin), 2884 nucleotides long. RefSeq names its product AMP deaminase 2-like. Gene Ontology annotation, molecular function: AMP deaminase activity. The transcript has 14 exons. Gene Ontology annotation, cellular component: cytosol. Lineage: Eukaryota; Metazoa; Echinodermata; Echinoidea; Temnopleuroida; Toxopneustidae. The coding region runs from base 478 to 2607 and encodes 709 amino acids. Gene Ontology annotation, biological process: IMP salvage; AMP metabolic process. The record is from RefSeq and is a predicted model, not a curated record.